Cladocopium goreaui is the source of this 2877-nucleotide messenger RNA. Lineage: Eukaryota; Dinophyceae; Suessiales; Symbiodiniaceae. The record is from the annotation of a GenBank genome assembly.
AUGCAGAAGUCGCAAAGUUUGCCACGGAUACCAGGUGCGAAGCGUCAGCACUUCCCCAAGAUCCGAGUGGUGGCACUGAACGAUGCCAAGCACAUCGCCUUGCGAGAGCAGAGGCUGGGCAUUCAGCUCACCGAGAAGCCACGGAAGAAGACGCCCGAGGAGGUCCUGGCGGAAAUCGACGAGAUGUUCCUGAAGCAAACCUUGGCAAGCCAGGACGUGUUUCUUCAAGAGAAAAAAAUCAGCUUGGACCAACAUUUUUCGACUGCGCUGGAAGCCGCCAGGCGCACUGCGGAAACCGCCUCCAUGCUCCAGAACGAUGUCCCAGAGCCCAAGCCGCCGGAGCCUGAGCUGCCGGCCGUGGAGCUCUUCCAGACCUUGGACGACCUUUCUGGCAUCGAUUCUCCAAGCAGGAGCUCCAAGGCAACGGAAGGCUUGGAGCUUUGUGCGGAGCAACUGUCCACCCUCAUCGAAAAGGUGGCGCACACCGAUGGAGUUUUGCAGAGGGACAUCGAGUCCAGUGAGGUGUUGAUCAGUGAGGUGGAAGAGACCCCGCAAGAAGUGGUUGCCAAGAAUCCAGGUCCUGCUCUACUAGCAGCGCGGGAGGCACCAAAGCUCUUCAAAGAGAUCGACUCGCGUAUCCCGCGCUCCAAGCUCAAGGCCUAUGAUGUGCUCCUACGUGCUGGGGCCGUAGAGGUCCACAGAUACGUGGAGGACAAUAUGAACAGCGCGCUGGCUCGGAGGGAUGAAGGUGUCCAAUGGGUCUCCAAGGUCCUGACCCGCAAGGACCGGAACCCCGCGGGCCACUCCAUGUGGUGCAAGCGAGCGCUUCAGAAAGUGGAGAGCGAACGUGAGGAUCGCCGGAUCCAAUUUGGUUUGGGGUUGGGAUAUGCCCUGCUGCGAAUGCUGCGAGGGCAAAAGGUGCGCUGCGAGGUCGUAGGUGAGGGAGAAGCACCUGUCAAGGGGCAAAGCGUGAAAGUGCACUACACCGGCAAGCUAGAGAAUGGCAAGGUUUUCGAUUCCUCAGUGUCAAGAGGCGAUCCAUUGGAGUUUGCCGUGGGCACUGGACAAGUGAUCGCUGGAUGGGACGAGGGCAUUCUAACGAUGCGCGUGGGCGGCAAACGGCAGCUCAAGAUCCCCUCAAAGCUGGGCUACGGAGCCCGGGGAGUAGGGCCAAUCCCUCCGAAUGCCACCCUGCUCUUCGAUUGCGAGCUGGAGACUUACUGGCCGAUGACCGCCGCCAUUUCCAGCUUUGAGACGACCCUGGAGCUGCACCCUGGCUGCAAAGUACGGCUGAAGGCGCUCCAUGUGCAACGCAACGGCCAGCUGGGUGUGGUCGAGGACUACGUGCCGCAGCGGCAGCGCUGGCGCGUCAGGCUGCUGAGCAGCGGAAAAUCCCAUGACUUCAAGGCUGAGAACCUGCAAUUGGAAGAAGCCGCGGAUCGUCCACCCCCAGCAGAUUGGGUUGGACCGAAGCAGCUGGAAACUGCAGCCCCAGUGCAGGCCGCCUUCAAGGAUGAGGAAGUGAAGCCAGAGGUGGCAAAACCGCCACCCAAGGUGUUGAAAGUCGGAUCUCUGGUGAUUCUUCAUGGCUUGAAAUCUGCGCCUGAGUUGAAUGAGCAGAAAGGAGAGAUCGAAGCUUGGGACAUCUUGGGACAUUGGGACGGGCUUCUGGACGAAUCCUUCGUUCCAGACUCCUCUCGCUGGCGUGUGAAAGUCAGCGGCGCCAUGAAGGACCUGAAGGCCGAGAAUUUGCGACUGCUGGACCUCGAGGAAUCACAGGUCCUUUCGGAACUGGACGCCUUCGAGGCAGACCUGGACCACUUCAGCGUAUCUCCUGGGGACCUUUGUGGCCCCUCCAACCGCUUCGUCAUCGAAGAGGCCCUUGGGGAAGGCACCUUUUCCACGGUCUUCCGCUGCCGCGACGCCGACCAUUCCCCGUCGAACGAGUCGCCGGCGCCGCGCUACGCGGUGAAGUUCACCCGGUCCAAUGAGACGACGAGACGGGCACUGGAACGAGAGGUGAAGAUCAUGAGCCAGUUGAUCACCAAAGUGGCGCCACAGGAUCCGGAAGGCAUGCGCUGCAUCCUUUGCUUGGCCUUCUUCGAAACCUUCCUCCAUCAGGGCCGUUUGGCUGCGACCUUCGAGCUGAUGAAAUGCAACCUCCGCACGGCGCUGGCGAAGUAUGGGGCUGGCAAAGGUCUACCACUACUGCCCACCGUGCGCGACUUCGCACGGCAACUGCUGUUGGCCCUGCGUCUGCUCCGUCGAGCCCAGUUGAUCCACUGCGAUGUGAAACCGGAAAAUCUGCUGCUGGCGCCAGACAACGCUUCGAUCAAACUUUGCGACUUUGGCAGUUGCCAUGGCCCAGCGGAUCGGUUGCUAUCAGAUCAGCUGAUGCCCCGAAACUACCGCGCACCCGAGAUCAUCCUGGGCCAGGAGUACGGCUUCGCAGUGGACAUGUGGAGUGCGGCUGCGACCAUCUUUGAGCUGGCGACCGAUCAAGUUCUUUUUAAGGGGGAGACCAACAACGAGAUGCUAUUGGAGAUGAUGAAGGUCUGUGGUCCCUUUCCGUUGGCGUUGGUGCUGACGGGCCAAUUUUCGCUGAAGCAUUUUGGAGCCAAUGGUGAUUUUCUGAAUGCGAAAGGCGGCGGUUGCCGGGUGCGUCCCUUGGAGUCCUUCGACCCGCCUCCCAGACCCCUGCAGUUUUUGUUGGAGGAGUCCUUGCGGGAACCUCCCAAGGGAGUGACGGAAAGUCGACACAAAGGUAUGGUGCAGAAUCUGUGGGACUUUUUAUGCCGAGGUCUCCAAGCCAAUGCCUCGCAGCGGCCAACGCCAGAGGUGGCCCUGACUCACAAGGUCUUCCAGAAGGGCGGCUGA